GUGACAUCUUCUGGAACGCGUUCUGUGCUUCGUCUUCUUUUGGGUGUUUGCCGAAUGGCGGUCGUGUAUGUUUGUUGCUGGAGUUUUAUUGCAAGCGGAAUAAAGUUGAAUAAUAGCAGCAUCCUGAGCCAAACUACAGCAAAGCAAGCUUGUGCUAGGAAACAAACAUGUCGGUCGCUUACUCUCAGCAGCAACAAUCGCAGCAGCCGCCGAAUCCGGUCAAUCGCGGUGGUCCAGGCGGUCCGAUGAAUCGUGGCGGUGGACCUCCUCCCAGCCCGAUGCAUAUCCAAAAGAUUUUAGACGAAAAUGCUGGUCUUAUUCAGACCAUACAGGACUUUCAAAACAUGGGCAAAGCGCACGAGUGUAUGUCCUACCACGUAGCCCUGCACCGGAAUCUUGUUUAUUUGGCUAAUCUAGCGGAUCCGCAGUACAACAUUCAAGCACUGCUACCGCCUCCACAUGUGCUCCAGCACGGUAGCGGCCCUCCAAUACAUGGUGCUCCACCUGGAAGUUCGACACCGGGUCCUCUAUCAGGACACGACGGGGAUCCAUCACACGGAAAUCAAGCACCGACACCAGGUCCUAAUCAAGCUGCUAUCCCUGCUGGCUCUUCUCAGCCACCGGAACAACCACCAGCAUCGCAAGCUGGAGCACCACCUCCGGUUCAGCAACCAACAGGUCAGGCCCAUCCGCCUCCACCUAAUCAGCAACCGACUGGGAAUUAUCGUGGAGGUCCUCAAGCACCGCCCACUACUUCUGCUGCUGGACAAACUACUCCCAAUCAAGGACCCCCGACCCCGGGACAGCCUGGGAGACCAGGUGUGCCACCGCAGCAAGCUCCAAUAUCUCAACAGAAUCAAGGCUAUCCUCCACAACGUGGUCCCUAUCAACAACACGGUCAUUAUCCAGGAUAUCCGCCACCAAAUCAACCAUAUCAAGGGCAGCCAGGUUAUCCACCGUAUGGUCCCCCGACCCCGUCGCAAGGAUACCCACCCAAUGCUCCACAAAACUAUCAUCAUGCGGGCCUUCCGCCAACAACUUCUGGUUCUGCACCACCUCAAGGAUCACCAUACCCAAGCGCGGGACCUCCACAAGGUCCACAGGCGGGAUCACAGCAAGGAAGCUACCAGCAGGGUCCACCAAAUGCACCAACAUCACAGCCUCAGAUGUAUGGUCCACCAGUUGGUGGUCAAUACCCACCGCAAACAGCUGGUGGUCCACCUAUGCCACAUGCUUAUCCGGGAUAUGGCAGUCCGAAUCCUCCGAAUGCUUACGGACAACCUUCUUCGGGAUAUCCCCCCGCCAGUGGUCAGCCAAAUUAUCCUCCGCCUCAACAGCAGUAUCCAUCAAAUUAUCCUUCUGGCCAACCGGUGGUCCCGCAUGGUCCCCCGACAACAUCCAUUCCCACAAGCGCUUCCAGUCAACCAACCCCUGCUAGCGCUCCUUCGACUCAGGCAAGCGGUGCAUCGACUUACACCAAUCAAUCCAGUCCCGCUCCAGGGCAGACAUCCUCUCCAGGACCAAGCUCGAACGCACCGCCAUCCAAUGCACCUCAUCCAGUUAUUCCUCCAACCACAUCAACCGGAUAUGCAGCUACGGCACCAGGCGGUCCUGGUCCUGUCCCACCACAAGCGUACACAUCACCACCAGCCGCUGCUGGACAGCAUCCUCCCGGAAGUUAUCCACAACCUCAAACCCCUGGACAGCAGCCACCUGGUCCUCCACAAUCCUACACAAACUCGCCCCCAUCAACUCAGCAUCAACAACCGCCGGGAAGUUAUCCUCAGGGUGCUCCUGGAGGACCCCAAGGACAGGGUCCGCCACCCGGGCCAGCUCCAGUAUACCCGCCCCAUGGAUAUCACCAACAGGGCUAUUCACCCAUUCCUCCACCCCAGGGCCAAUAUCAGCAGGCAGCUCAGGGUUAUCAGUAUCAGCGUCCUCCGAACAGUCAAAUGCCGCCUCCGGGACCACAAGGACCACCACCGCAGGGAGCAUACGGUUAUGGUUAUGGACAACCCCCACAAUAGAGACGCAUAUGACGCACUGGUAGGUAGAUGUGAUGAAUCCAAUCGAGAAUCUCACAAUCGUGGACUAUUAUCAACGAAUGGAAGCCCCCCGGGAAAAGAUAUCACGACAUUAUUUUAAUCGGUUUUAUCGAGUGUCGGACAUGUUGGGAAGUGUUUAACAAACUGGAUAAGGUUUUUUUUUCUUAUGUUUCAAGUUUCUUUUUAUAUACACUCUAUAUUGAUUGCAUAAAUAACGAAUUCCCUCGAAUUAUCCUUGAAAUCACUUCCGAGAACUAUUAAAUCGAUGUGAAUGUUGGUAAUUAUGAUUACAACAGUAUAUAUAAAGUGUAUUUUGAGAUUGUAUUGAAUAAAGCUUAGUUGAUGAUCGACA
Toxorhynchites rutilus septentrionalis is the source of this 2397-nucleotide messenger RNA. RefSeq names its product basic salivary proline-rich protein 2. NCBI's taxonomy places the organism in Eukaryota, Metazoa, Arthropoda, Insecta, Diptera, Culicidae. The record is from RefSeq and is a predicted model, not a curated record. Bases 168 to 2027 code for a protein of 619 amino acids. The transcript is spliced from 4 exons.